AAGAAUUUUCUGCAUUUAGGCACUUGCAAUGGAGAAAAAUGAGUGCAGGGUAUGUGUUACAGGAGGUGCUGGUUACAUCGCCUCUGAGCUGAUCAGGAAGCUUUUAGAUGAAGGAUACACCGUCCAUGCAACAUUGAGGAACUUGGGUGAUGCAUCGAAGGUUGAUAUCUUGAAGAGCCUUCCGAAUGCAAAUUCAAGAUUACUGUUGUUUCAAGCUAAUAUAUAUAAUCCAACUGAGUUUCAGCAUGCCAUCAAUGGCUGUCAAUAUGUCUUCCACCUUGCUUCUCCCUUGCAGCACACCGAAGGCUACCAGUUCAAGAAUACUACUGAGGCUGCAGUUGCCACAGCAAAGACCAUAGCAAUGUCAUGUGUUAGAUCAGGUGUGAGACGAUUGAUCUACGCUGCUUCUAUUGUUUCUGCUUCACCAUUGAAAGAUGAUGGAAGUGGUUACAAAGAUUCCAUGGAUGAAACUUGCUGGACUCCUCUAAGUCUUUCAGCCAAUUUCUCUGACGAUCAUCUCGCAGCUUACAGAGAUUCCAAGACACUGUCAGAGAAAGAAAUACUGAGCUAUGGAAGUAGUAUUGAGGAAGGCAGAGGAUUAGAGGUGGUUACUCUUGGAAUUGGGUUGGUGGGAGGAGAUAACACCCUCCUAUCUUAUACACCAGGAAGUGUGGCCUUGUUUAUUUCACAUCUUGUAGACAAGGUUUAUGGUCCUCAUGGAUACAAGGCUCUAAAAUAUUUAGAAGAGUUGGGGGGGAAAAUCCCAAUUGUGCAUGUCAAUGAUGUCUGUGAUGCCUUUAUUUUCUGCUUGAACCAAGCUUCAAUCAAUGGCAGAUUCUUAUGUGCUAGCUCCUUCGUUUCAUCUGUGGAAAUCGCAGAGUACUACCAAGAAAAUCACCCAGAAUUCCCUAUAAAACAAGAGUACUUAGAAGGAACAAAGAGGGAGGUCCAGUGGGGAUCCACCAGACUCAUGGAGAAAGGAUUCGAAUACAGAUGUGAUACAAAGAUGAUAUUAGAUGAUUGUGUGAGGUGUGCGAGGAGGACUGGCUAUCUCCAAAAGUAAUUUUAUCUUUUUUCAGCUUUAGAUUUUUCUUUUUCGAAGUUUAGAAGGCAGAUUUUCGGUUCAAUUUGUGCACACCAAACUAUGUUUGAUCAUAUACUCAUGUCCUGAGACUAUUUUUUUUGUUUCACCAAUAUGAGGUUGACUGGAAUCGAUGCUUAAAUUCUUCUUCCAUAUUCAAUACAGUUUGAUCUGUUCU
Molecule: messenger RNA, 1259 nt
Organism: Rubroshorea leprosula
Lineage: Eukaryota; Viridiplantae; Streptophyta; Magnoliopsida; Malvales; Dipterocarpaceae
Source: the annotation of a GenBank genome assembly